Molecule: messenger RNA, 1569 nt
Organism: Sitodiplosis mosellana (orange wheat blossom midge)
Lineage: Eukaryota; Metazoa; Arthropoda; Insecta; Diptera; Cecidomyiidae
Product: SET and MYND domain-containing protein 4-like
Exons: 1
Coding region: 1-1569 (522 amino acids)
Molecular function (GO): protein binding
Source: RefSeq, a predicted model, not a curated record
AUGAUGUGGAAAAAGAAAGAGAACAAAUUUUUAUGGAGCAAAGAAUCGGAUAAACGAAGUGCAUUGUAUACGAAUUUGUGUACGAUACGUCAACGUGAACAAUUACUCGAUAUACAAACGAAAUGUGAUCGUGUUUCACGCGAAUUCAGCAACAGAGGCGAUGCUGAGCUAAAAGAGAGCAGGUGGUCAAAUGCAUUGAGUUUUUAUAGUCGAUCGUUGUGUUUUGCCGAUUGUGACGAACGUUUGAGCUAUGGAUUUGUGAAUCGGGCGACAUGCUUUUUCGAAAUGAAAAUGUUCAAAGAGUGUUUAGUGGAUAUUGACCUGUCAAAACAGUACAAAUACGCUAAAAUCGAUGAAUUGGAGCAACGACAAGCGGACUGUGUACGGCUCAUCGAUCUUGGCAAACAGGCUGAAUCAUUUGUGCCACAAUUAAGCUUUGAAACACACAAAAAAUUUCCCGGCCUAACUGAGGUGCUGCAAAUUGAACGGAAUCAAGAGUCGGGUCUGCAUGUCAUAGCAACGGCUGAUAUUGAAGCUGGGAAAACGGUACUAAUGGAACGAGCAUUCACCGCACUGUCAAUUGGCAACGAACAACGAUGCAGUAAAUGCUUUUCCACAUACACUAACUUGGUGCCAUGUAAACGAUGCACACGGGCAUUGUUUUGCGUUGAUUCAUGUGAAAUUUGUGAUAUUCAUCGACUGGAGUGCGGUUUACAAAUGCCAAAAAUGAUAUCGUUGAUUAAAGAAGACUUUUUUCCGGUUAUACGAUCGAUCAUAGUUGCCAUCAAUAUUUUUUCGAGUGUCAACGAGCUGAAAGACUUUGUGGAAACGGUGAUUGCCGAUGAUCAAAUGAAAUUGCCAAAAGAUUCGUUGGACGAUCGAUCGAAGUACAGCAUUUAUUUGAGGCAUUUUGACAAAAACCAUCCGGACGCAUCGAACACAACGAAAUCCAAUAUACAGUCAAUUUAUCAGGCGCUUAUAGGUCAUCGGCCGAUUGCCGAACAAUUUACCACCAAACAUCAUCAACGCUUCCUCAUGCAUUUAAUCGGGCAUCAUAUCAGUAUUCGGAGGAACAUCGCAAAUGGCAUUGAAUUCCGCAAUAAACUAGUCACACCGGUAAUUGGCGGUUAUUUUAAUCACUCCUGUAUACCCAAUGCAAUAAUGUUGCCCAUUGACGGCCUUGUAGUUGUGACGACGUGCCGCCCAAUCAAAAGCGGCGAACAGAUUUGCAUCUCGUACCAUGGAACCAAAUUCCAAAGUCCAUUCAUUGAACGACAAAAAAUUAUCGAACACGAAUUUCAUUUCAAGUGCAAAUGUGAACGAUGCGCCAUGGAAGUGACCGAGUCUCUUAAACCAAACCGAUUUUUGGACGAUCAACAACGUGCAUUGCUGAAAAAUUCCGCCGAAACACUUCUUUAUACCAUGGAAAAGCGAAAAACCGUCACCGAGCUCUGCAUACGACUACUCAACGAACAUGGACGCACGACGUGGUGUGAAGACUUGGGAAUGCUACUCAGCAAUUACUUUGUGCUAUUACAUACGAAAUUUCUCUUGAAAUCACCCUACUGA